Molecule: messenger RNA, 2613 nt
Organism: Sebastes umbrosus (honeycomb rockfish)
Lineage: Eukaryota; Metazoa; Chordata; Actinopteri; Perciformes; Sebastidae
Gene: poldip3
Product: polymerase (DNA-directed), delta interacting protein 3
Exons: 10
Coding region: 57-1553 (498 amino acids)
Biological process (GO): mRNA export from nucleus
Cellular component (GO): nucleus
Molecular function (GO): mRNA binding
Source: RefSeq, a predicted model, not a curated record
GCGCUUUGGAACAAAUCACGUUCCGUUGCCAUGGCUCAAAUCGUUGUCAUGGGCGCAUGCGCGUCACCGUGAGGCAGCGCGAGAAGAUGGCCGACGUCUCUCUGGAUGAAGUGAUACGACAGCGCGGUAUUAACCUCAAAGCUACAGCUAAACGACCAAUGUUUGGACGGGGUGCAGGAGGAGUUGGCAGGAGCUUUGAUGCUCGUCAAAAGAUUGGGGCCAAUGAUGUCAGACAGCGGCUUGGAGGAGGAGGAGGAGGAGGAGCAGGAGGAGCAGGAGCAGGUUUUCAAGUGAAAGAUGCCAGAGAAAAGCUGGGUCAGAAGGAUGCUCGCUUUAAAAUCCGUGGCAGGGGAGGAGCAGGAGGGGUGCAGGACGCUCGUCAGAUGAUCAACUCACGCAAACAGGGGCAGAAUCAGUUUGGCGUCCCUCCACAGACCAUGCAAAAGAUGGCAGUAACGCACAAUCUGCAGGGCCAGUUGCUUGUGCCACAGAUACAGAUACAGACCAACAACAAUCUUGCCGGCAUGAACACAAGGCAGUUUUCCCCCAAUGUACAAGGACUGAGUGUGAGGGGCGGCGCAACGCCACAGCUAAGCAAUAAUAAGAGAAUGAUGGAUGCUCGUGAUAGACUGAGCCUCAAGAGGAGCAUUGGAGGGACACCGACACAGGCAGGCGUUGCACCACCCCUAAAAAUAACCAAGACCAUCCAGCAACGUCCAGUCGGAGUAGGGAUGUCAAGUGGAAUACGUGCAGCUAUACAGCCUCUCUUAAAUGAGCAUGAUGGCGCCCACAGUAAACACAUAAAGAUCACUACAGCUAAUAAUAUGCCACAAUCGCGGCCUGGUACAGUGGGCUCUACAUUCUCCAUGUCAGGCCCAAUCACCAAGGUGGUUAAAAAUGAUGCUUACACAGCCCCACGUCCUCCCGUCCCUGUGGCUCCCACCCGGCCCCACACCAGCAUGUCUGCUACCCGGUCCUCCCCUGCAGCCUUACAGCCAGUCUCCAGGACUCUCCAGCAAAGCACAGCAGAAACCAGCACAGCAGCUCCUGCUCCCCCUCAGCCUGCUUUCAGUCCUUUGGAGGGGACAAAAAUAACGGUGAACAACCUGCACCCCCGGGUCACCGAGGAAGACAUAGUUGAGCUGUUCUGCGUGUGCGGGGCCUUGAAGCGAGCACGGCUGGUGAAGGUGGGCGUGGCUGAAGUGGUGUUUGUGCGUAAAGAGGACGCUGUGAGCGCAUACAGGAAGUACAACAAUCGCUGCCUGGAUGGCCAACCCAUGAAGUGUAACCUUCAUAUUCAGGGAAAUGUCAUCACUUCUGAUCAGCCUAUUCUAUUGAGGCUCAGUGACACUCCAGGCGCAAGCGGCGGUACAAAGAAAGACGGCCUGCCCCCCUCCCUGUCUCGCCCCGUCGGUCAGCGAGCCUCCUCUCAACCUACUCCAGAGGUGGACCCUCAGACCAUCCUCAAAGCUCUGUUCAAGUCCACCGUGCAGUCCACCUCCACCACCGAGCCCCCCAGCUCACAGGCCACCGCCUUUCGCAUCAAGAUAUAGCUCAUGUCUCGUGUGAAUACACUGUCUCUUCAUAAACAUAUUACUGCAUUCUCAGUGUUCGCAAUACAAAACUGUGGUUUUCAUCUUGACAGCUGGCCGCCCCACAUUCUCUCAUAUGAAACCGAUUUUUACACAUUUGAUAUACAUGACUUCUCUGAAACGGGAAAUUCGUGGAUGCGCAAAACCGUGUUCUUAGUUUUGCGGUAUCCAAAUGUUACCCGUUUGUUCCUGAGACGGACUAGUGGAAGGAAGUGUGAUGUGAUUUGUUGUUUUAAUCCAUUGUGGUGGGGGAUGCCAAAUCAAAUUGGAUGAGUAAGGAUUUUUUUUUUUUUUUUUCGUCAAUUCAAUACCAGCUUGUUUGGAUAUGUUGAGUUUCUUUUAAUACUCCUGUUUAUCUCCACCCGCCCUUAUGUCCCCAAAAGAAAUGGGCAAAAAAAAAAAGGAGACCUAAAAAACGAAUAGACAGACACUGAGCAGCAUUGUCAUUGUUGAGAGAAACAUUAUGUUUAAAGCUCUGUACAUCCACACAGGUGUAUUCAGUCAUAUUGCCUGUACCUCUUUUUGUGUUUUCUAGGUGUGCACUGACCAUAGAAAUAAAACGGAAUGUAGACCAAGUAAAAUAUUAGAUACCAUGUCUGUCUGAGUAGGCAGGACAAUGAAGUUGUCUUCAGCAAAUCCUCGCCAGAAGUCUACCCAACUUCCAUCUGAAAAGAGGCCCUCUAAGGCAAAACGACUGAAAACACUUGUGUGAGUAAAUCAGGGAUUGACAGACACUAUAAUACUAUUUCAGUACCAGUUUUCACACAGUCAUAUUAUGUUGAUAAUUUCUUUGUUUUUACCAUCCUUGUGGCAUCCAGAUUCUAGCGUGCUCUACUUGUGACUGGUUUUACUUGGUUGUCCAGUUUUGAAGCAGUAUAUGUUUAAUUCUUCCUAGUAUACAUUACACUUGAUUUCUGUUCAAAGACUGUAAAUUACUUUGUUGCUUUUCUUGGUAUGUCAGUCAAAGACUAGAGAGGCGGAUCUGUCUGUGAAAUGUUGCCAUUAAAUAUUUAGCUUUGUA